Molecule: messenger RNA, 1981 nt
Organism: Lynx canadensis (Canada lynx)
Lineage: Eukaryota; Metazoa; Chordata; Mammalia; Carnivora; Felidae
Gene: OSCAR
Product: osteoclast associated Ig-like receptor
Exons: 5
Coding region: 466-1314 (282 amino acids)
Cellular component (GO): plasma membrane
Molecular function (GO): collagen receptor activity
Source: RefSeq, a predicted model, not a curated record
GAUAGUCAGGCAGUACUAGCUGAGGGUCCCGAAUUCUAGGCCAGAAUAAGGGGACAGGGCAGGGGCCCCAGAUCCUUGGGUCCUAAAGCAGAAGGACACAUGGACCCCGAAUUCCUGUUCCUGGAAGGGAAGAGGAGGGAGUGGGGACAGGAUUCGCUGGGUGUGGAGGCAGGAGGAUGCUAGGGUACCUGAACUCCUGGGGAUAGCAAGUGUAGAAUCCUAGAUUCUGAUGAAGCCAGACCACUUGGGUCUCUGGGGAGAAGGGAGCUGGCGGCCCAGACUCCUGACCCCCAGGGAGGAGACCCUGUGGGCUCAGAUUACUGUCUCCUGGAAAAGGGGAAGGGAGUCCAAGGGCCUGAACACUGGGUGUAGAGGCAAGAGGGGGCUGGGGCCAGACUUCGGGCUUCUGAAGUAGGUGAGGACUGAAGUCCACAGUUAUGGCUACCGAGAGAGGGCCUCUGUGUGAUGCAGACAUCACGCCGACUGGAAACUGAGGAUGAGAAAGAACCAGUGAUCGCCCCAGGUGAUUCUCUUCCCACCCCAUCUCCUCGGGCUCUCAGGAAGCCCAGGGACCCAGGCAGCCCUGUUUAUUCAGUCCCCCCAGCCUCAUACCCCAAGCCGUGGCUAGGGGCUCACCCUGCCGCAAUUGUAACCCCUGGGGGCAACGUGACCUUGAGUUGCCGGGCACCUCAACCUGCCUGGAGGUUUGCACUCUUCAAGUCUGGAAGGAUCAUCCCUGUGCUGUACCGGGGCGUGUCCAUGGAGCUGGCAGAGUUCUUCCUGGAGGCGGUGACCCCAGCCCAGGGGGGCAGUUACCACUGCUGCUACCGGAGGCUAGGCUGGGGUCUGGGUGUCUGGUCCCACCCGAGUGAUACGCUGGAACUGCUUGUGACAGACGAGCUGCCGCGCCCGUCGCUGGUGGCGCUGCCCGGCCCGGUGGUGGCGCCCGGGGCCAACGUGAGCCUGCGCUGCGCGGGCCGCCUGGGGGGCAUGAGCUUCGCGCUGUACCGCGUGGGCGAGGCGGCGCCGGUGCAGUACCGCCGCUCGGCGCAGCCCUGGGCCGACUUCCCGCUGCGCGGCGCCCGCGCGCCCGGCACCUACAGCUGCUACUACCACACGCCGUCCUCCCCGUACGUGCUCUCGCAGCGCAGCGAGCCGCUGGUCAUCAGCGCCGACGGCUCAGGCUCCUUGGACUACACACGGGGCAACCUCGUCCGCCUGGGGCUAGCCGGCCUGGUGCUCCUCUCCCUGGGCACGCUGGUCUUUUUGGACUGGCACAGCCGGAGUCGCAUCCCAUGUAGUGUUCGGCCCUGAGUCCUGGAGGACUGGAUAUAGAUGCCCUGAAGCGUGAGAAGACUUUCCAGAGGUGGCGAGAAGAAGCAGGGAUUCCCGGGGUUGGACCGGCCCUUGCAAGAGCCCCACAGUUGGGCUGAGCCCAGCUGCUGAAUAAUAAUCUGCUUCAUACUGUGUGUUCUCCCUCCCUUCUGGGCCAGUACCUCCUAGAUCCGUGGAAGGCUCUAUCCGAGGUUAAGGCUUCCCAGUCACAAGGCCUGGGUUCGAUUCCCAGUGCUGCUGCCUCCUCGCUGGGAUACUAGGAAGAUGACCUUUGCCAAGUCUCAGUUGCCUGGACUGUAAAAUGGGCUCACUGAUAAUACUCACUUCCUAGGAUUAUUGUAGGAUUAAGUGGGCGAUACGCACAAAGCCCUUAAAAGCGACUGGCCCAUAGCAAACGCUCAAUAAAUGUUAGCUACCGGAUGAGUGUGGUUUCUACUCAAGGCUCAGGGCUGGAAUGAAGUCACAGUCUUUUUUUCCAUGGUGCCAGCUCCAGCUCACCUUGUAAGCAAUUCGCUGCCACUUCCUUCGUGACAUCAUUCCCGGUCGCCAAGCAAACCUCUUUCAAACCCCUGCUCAGACCUUCCCCAAAGGUGGGCCGAGGUCACAUCAAGUGGAACUUCUCUAAUUACAGCUUCAUUUGCAUGCA